AUGGAAACUCUGAUUGUGCUUAUUCCUAAAAUUGAUAAUCCUACCUUUAUGAAGGAUUUCGGGCCUAUUAGCUUGUGUAAUGUUGUUUAUAAAAUUAUCACCAAAGUAUUGACUAACCGACUUCGGCCUUUUCUUCCAGAUAUUGUUAGUCCUUUACAAGGAGGUUUUAUUCCGGGUCGUGGUGCUCCUGAUAAUAUUAUUGUGGCCCAAGAAAUUUUGAAUUUCAUGAAGCACACAAAAUCCAAGAAAGGUACUCUUGCUUUUAAAAUUGAUCUUGAAAAAGCUUAUGAUAGGGUGGAUUGGAGGUUUUUGGAGAGUACUCUCAUUGCUUUUGGUUUUCCUAUCAUCACUGUUAAUUUGAUUAUGACUUGUGUCCGUGCAUCAUCUCUUUCUAUUAUGUGGAAUGGGAAUAGAUUGGAUAGUUUUGCUCCUAGAAGGGGGUUUAGACAGGGCGAUCCAAUGUCUCCUUACUUAUUUGUACUUUGUAUGGAAAGACUUGCCUGCUAUAUAUCUCAUAAGGUGGUCGAGGGUGUGUGGAAACCAAUUUCUGUCACUAGGGGUGGCCCAAAAUUUUCUCAUUUGAUGUUUGCAGAUGAUCUCUUACUCUUCUGCCAGGCUACAAAAAGUCAGAUCCAAAUGGUCAUGCAUUCUCUUAACAUUUUUUGCAAGGCAUCUGGCAUGAAAGUGAAUCUUGAAAAGUCUAAAGCUUUUUAUUCUAAAAAUGUGACUGCUCGUAGAAGAGAUAUUUUUACUAGUGUUUUUUCAAUACGUUUUGCUUUGGACUUAGGAAGAUAUCUUGGAGUUAACCUUAAUCAUUCCCGUACCAGUAGGGCUUCUUUUCAUUCGGUGAUUGAAAAGAUAUCUUUUUUUCCAAAUUGGGUUUGCGAUAAAUUAUCUUCUAUGAUGAGACAGUUCCUUUGGAAGGGUCAAGUUGAUGGUAGAGGUCUUUCUCUUGUUAAUUGGAGGACCGACAAGCCUUGGGUUGCUCUAUUGAGGGCGAAGUAUCUGAGGAAUGAGGGAGUUUUAGAUGGCCCUGUCCCUUGCAAUGCUUCUCAUGUUUGGAAGAGUAUCUCAAAGGCUUUUGGUGCUCUUAAGGAUGCCUUCUCUUGGUGCGUUGGGUCACUUGAUCAAUCUUUUUGGUUUGAUAAUUGGAGUAUUGAGAGCCCAAUUGCUCAAGAUGUCCCUUUUGUACAUAUAUCUGACUCUGAUUUAACUAUUAGAAACGUUUGGAAAGAUGGUCAAUGGAAUCUCCGUGAUAUUUUCUCUAUCAUUCCAGAAGAUGUCAAACAGCGUUUGAAUGCUUAUAAUCCGGAUUUGAAUGCUGGAGAGAGUUCGGGUUGGUCGUGGGAUGUGGCAUCUUCUAGACUCUACUCAGCUAGGAGUGGGUACAGUUGGCUAGCCAAAAGAAAGUUUGACUGGAAUGAGCAUGAUAAUUGGUUGUGGGUAUGGCGUCUGCAUAUUCCUGAGAAGUAUAAGUUCUUGAUUUGGCUCAGUCUUCAUAAUGCUAUUCCUACGGCAGAGUUUCGUUUGGGUCGUGGUUUAGCUUUAUCUAGCACCUGUCAUCGGUGUCAAAAUAGUUCUGAAUCCAUUCUUCAUUGUCUUCGGGAGUGCCCUAGUGCCAAGGAGGUCUGGACCCUUUUAGGCCUGUAUUCAGAUAACUCGAAUUUACAUGAUUGGCUCUACAGAGGUGCAAGGAGUGGAGAUGUUUUUCUUUUCUUUUCGACCAUCUGGUGGAUUUGGAGAAGCAGGAAUAAUGACUUAUUUAAUAUAGAUGAUUCAUGGAGUGCUAGUAAAGUGGUGAGUUUGAUUCGUAGUUCAGUAAGGGAGUUUCACACUAUUUUUGCUAUGCAUCAAUCUCUGUCUUCUCCUUCACUUUGUUUGCAUUGGGUUCCACCUCCAGUUCAUUCUGUUAAAUUGAAUUGUGAUGCUAGUUGGUUUGCUCCUUCUGGCUAUGCUGGUUUUGGUUGUAUUAUUCGCAAUCCUGAUGGAUGUUGGUUGAAAGGUUGCACUGGAAAAGUCGAAGUGUGCAGUGUUUUUUUUGCUGAAUUGUAUGCAAUUUGGAGAGGUUUACUUCUUGCUUGGGAGAGUGAAUUUCGUGAGGUUAUUUGUGAAACAGGCUGUUUAGAAGCUCUUUUCUUGGUAAACCAAAGAAUGCUUAGUAAGGAUAUUCCGGAAUGGGAUUUGGCAAAGCAUAUUCAAGAGGUUAUGAAUUGGAAUUGGAGAGUCUCUAUUCUUUUAAUUCAGAGGACUGCAAAUAGUAUUGCAGAUUGUAUGGCUAAAGCAGCUGCUUCUGUCGCGGACAUUCACUCGAAUCGGAGCCAACCAUGGAAUUAUCGACUUUGUUCUUGUACUGCUGUCAUUUUUGUUGUGAAGGAGAAUAAUCAAUUCUUCUUUGUGGUGGUUUAUCCCAAUGGGAUAGUCAGACACGGUAAUGAAGAAGUAAUUUUCGAGUCUGACAAGACUGUCAUGUUGCGCACUUACCGGGUUGAUAACUUGGAUGCGUUAAAGACGGUCAUUCGGAGCAAUACGGGAGGAGCACGAACAAAGGAGGUUGGGCGAGUUGUAGAUAGGUUUCUGAACGCGCUUCUGAUCGGUGAAUUUUCCAACCGGUUAUUUUGGAUUGAUGGGGAUCAGCAUGUGAAGGUGAUGUUCGACGUACAUGUAUGGCUAAUGCACCAACAUGUGAUGGAGUUGUAUGCUGCGGUCUGUGACGUAAUUGUUGGUGGUGGUCCGUCUCCUUCGAGUCCUGAAGUUGUGCCGCUCGAGGCGACACCAAUCCACUAUGUCCAGCCUCAUGAUAAUGCUGACGAGGACGAUUCAACUUAUGUUGCCGGGUCCAGGUCAUUAAGUGAUGCAGUAUCUAAAGAUGAGUAUAUACCGGAGACUCCUAACGGCGGUGUAGGUUUCUGCUGCUUCCCCCUUUGGUUAUUCUUCGACUGUUGGAUGUUCCUAACUAUUAUCAGAUAUUGA
Messenger RNA from Arachis stenosperma, 2970 nucleotides. RefSeq lists its product as uncharacterized. The coding region runs from base 1 to 2970 and encodes 989 amino acids. The record is from RefSeq and is a predicted model, not a curated record. Gene Ontology annotation, molecular function: nucleic acid binding; RNA-DNA hybrid ribonuclease activity. Lineage: Eukaryota; Viridiplantae; Streptophyta; Magnoliopsida; Fabales; Fabaceae. The transcript has 5 exons.